Messenger RNA from Eimeria acervulina, 324 nucleotides. RefSeq names its product PUA domain-containing, cell cycle regulator protein, putative. Gene Ontology annotation, biological process: formation of translation preinitiation complex. The annotation marks the transcript as partial. NCBI's taxonomy places the organism in Eukaryota, Apicomplexa, Conoidasida, Eucoccidiorida, Eimeriidae. The record is from RefSeq and is a predicted model, not a curated record. Gene Ontology annotation, molecular function: RNA binding. The transcript has 4 exons.
AUGUCGAUCAUAUCAAUUCUGGAGGUAUACCCUCGACUUGAACCCGUCAUGGAGCAUAUUUGGCCUAAGAAGGCCACGCCUGUACUGUUAAAAUGUCAGGAUCGUGUUUCGGUGGUAGCGCUGGACGGCAAGCCACUCUUUCAACACCGAGAUCGGCAAUGGGUGCCAACGUUGCGACUGUUGCAUGAAUAUCCAUCCAUGAUGCCUAAGAUGCAAGUAGACAAAAGCGCUGUGAAGUAUGUGCUGAGGGGAUCGAACGUGAUGUGCCAAGGCUUGACUUCUCCUGGGGGCAGAAUGGAGGACGUGCCGGCCAACACGGUUGUG